UAUCGAUAUAUUUGAUAAAAAAAUAUAUCGACAUUUUGCAGGCAUCCCUAUCCAGUAUAACCUAACCAUACUUUCUAGACUUGUUUACAUUUUUUGUUUAUCCCGAAUUUUUGCACACCAAAUAAUCAUUCUACCAUAAUUUUCCCUAUCCAAAUUACCGUAAGGAGAUGCAGAAAUACGAAAAAUUAGAAAAAAUAGGGGAAGGUACUUAUGGGACUGUUUUUAAAGCAAAAAAUCGAGAAUCGCACGAAAUAGUCGCCUUGAAGAGAGUCAGAUUAGAUGACGACGAUGAAGGUGUUCCAUCCUCGGCACUACGAGAAAUUUGUCUUUUAAAAGAGCUAAAACAUAAAAAUAUUGUCAGGUUGUACGAUGUUCUUCACAGUGAUAAAAAAUUAACUUUAGUGUUUGAACACUGCGAUCAGGAUUUAAAAAAGUACUUUGAUAGUCUAAAUGGUGAUAUUGACUUAGAUGUAGUAAAAUCUUUUAUGUACCAACUAUUACGAGGUCUGGCAUUUUGUCAUAAUCAUAAUGUGCUUCAUAGAGAUUUAAAACCUCAAAACCUUUUAAUUAACAAGAAUGGAGAGUUAAAGUUGGCCGAUUUUGGACUGGCCAGGGCUUUUGGUAUACCUGUCAAAUGUUAUUCAGCAGAAGUAGUUACUUUGUGGUAUCGUCCCCCGGAUGUUCUAUUUGGGGCAAAAUUAUACACAACGUCAAUUGAUAUGUGGUCUGCGGGGUGCAUUUUUGCAGAGUUAGCAAAUGCUGGUAGACCUUUAUUUCCUGGAUCUGAUGUCGAUGACCAAUUAAGAAGGAUAUUUAAACUUUUAGGUACUCCGACAGAAGAGAUCUGGAAUGGUAUGAGUCAGUUACCUGACUACAAACCUUUUCCAGCAUAUCAGCUCAAUAUGAGUCUGUCUCAAGUGGUUCCUAAGUUAGGAAACAGAGGUAGAGAUUUGCUUCAUAAACUAUUAGUUUGUAAUCCAUUAGGGAGAAUAUCUGCAGAGGAUGCCAUGCUGCAUUCAUACUUUAAUGAUUUAAAUCCCACAGUUAAGAAUGAAAGAUGUUAAAAAUCCUUUAUUUUUAAGGACAAAAGUAAUAUUUUAUAAGCAUAAUAUUUAUUCUAUUAGUGUUUGUGUAUAAGUUCUAAUAGCAUAUUAAACAUAAUACAUAAAAUGAGCCACCUUCAAUAUUUAUAUCAAGAGUAAUACUCCUAAGCUCUUCAGUAUUACCAUUCCCAAAUCAUAAAUUUUAAGCACUAAUAUUUUUAAUGCAUUCAUAAAAUGUUUAUAUCAAUUUUUAUCAUUUUUUGAUAUUCUUUUAUGCAUGAUAACGAUUAUUAGA
This is a messenger RNA of Sitophilus oryzae (rice weevil), 1338 nucleotides long. RefSeq names its product cyclin-dependent-like kinase 5 (gene Cdk5). Lineage: Eukaryota; Metazoa; Arthropoda; Insecta; Coleoptera; Curculionidae. The record is from RefSeq and is a predicted model, not a curated record. Gene Ontology annotation, cellular component: nucleus; cytoplasm. Gene Ontology annotation, molecular function: ATP binding; cyclin-dependent protein serine/threonine kinase activity. Bases 168 to 1064 code for a protein of 298 amino acids. Gene Ontology annotation, biological process: synaptic vesicle transport; neuron apoptotic process; protein phosphorylation. The transcript has a single exon.